Molecule: messenger RNA, 4632 nt
Organism: Malus domestica (apple)
Lineage: Eukaryota; Viridiplantae; Streptophyta; Magnoliopsida; Rosales; Rosaceae
Product: histidine kinase 3-like
Biological process (GO): phosphorylation; phosphorelay signal transduction system
Molecular function (GO): phosphorelay sensor kinase activity
Source: RefSeq, a predicted model, not a curated record
UUGGAUAGAGAUAAUGGCCCUGUGCUAGCAAGACAUCUCUAAUUUGCUACCACCAUAUUCUUGCAGAACUUGUCUCACAGGUUCUUCUUCGUUCUUCCUAGUUCUAAAUGUCCAUGAGUCAUCCACACUUGCAAGCUUCUUCUUCUUCCACUACCAAACUUGCUACUUCCACCAUUACCUUUAUUCCUUAUGGUGUUUUCAGUGCUUCUUCUGUGCAUAGAUCUCUCCAGCUGGGUGUGCUCAAUUGUUAGCAAACAAAACCCACAUGCUCGAACUUGUUCUGGUAUGAUUUCACGAAUUUAAGGACGAGGUUUUCCUGUCAGAUUCUCUGUUGGUUUGUUACCAAAUUUGGAAUCUUUGCUGUCCCAUUUGCUUGUUUUGGGUUUUGGUUGGUGGCUGGAGAGAAUAAUCAAAUCAAUUUCUUCUUAGAAGUUAGAAAAACCAGACUGAAUCUUGGGAUUCUCUUGUCUUCUUGGGUGUGGUGGAAGUAAAUUCAUUGUCUUUUCCUGGUUUUGGGUGUCCUGUUUCUGCCUGCUGCUGCACACCCGAAUUUGAAGUUAUUUGGGUGUGGAUAAGGGUAACUUCUACCGACACACAUCCUACCAAGAAUCCCAAAAUCUUCGUGGCUGCAGUGGAUUCAAGGUCGGUGGGUUUGUUCUUCCAAGCUUGGAAUUUUACUUCUAAAUGUUGGGUUUUGCUGGACAGUUCCUGUAGAUUUGAUAGUUGGUGUCUCCUUCUCUCUCUCUCUCUCUCUCUCUCUCUCUCUCUCUCUCACUGUUUGUAGUUAAUUUGCUUGGUUUACUGUGGUGGAUGAGUGUUUUCCAUGUAUUUGGGUUCGGUUUAAAGGUGGGGCAUCUGCUUUGGAUGCUAUGUUGCUGGAUUGUAUCUGUAAUUUCCAUGAACUGGUACCUCACUGGUGGGAUUGUGACAGACACCAAGGCAGGAUUGCUUGGUGAAGCUGCCAAUAUGUGCCUCAAAUGGUGGGAGAAAAUCCCAAUGAACAUCUGCAAGAUCCGCUACCAUUACUACCAGUAUAUCGGGUCGAAGAGAGUCCGAAAAAGGUGGUGGAAGGGGCUUUUGUUUACGUGGGUGGUUGGAUGGACAAUUGGGAGCCUCUGGAUCUUGUGGUACAUGAGCUCACAGGCUAGUGAGAAGAGGAAGGAGACUCUUGCAAGUAUGUGUGAUGAGAGGGCUAGGAUGUUGCAGGAUCAGUUUAAUGUCAGCAUGAACCAUAUUCAGGCCAUGUCGAUACUGAUCUCGACAUUCCACCACGGGAAGUACCCGUCUGCCAUUGAUCAGAAAACUUUUGCGCGGUACACUGAAAGAACUGCUUUUGAGAGACCCCUCACAAGUGGCGUGGCAUAUGCUGCAAGGGUGCUCCACUUGGAAAAGGAACAAUUUGAGAAGCAGCAGGGCUGGACUAUAAAGAGAAUGGAUACCCUCGAACAAAACCAGGUUCAUAAGAAUGACUAUGCCCCAGAAGCCUUGGAACCAUCCCCAGUUCAGGAAGAAUAUGCUCCUGUUAUCUUUGCACAGGAUACCGUUAGACACAUCAUCUCUUACGAUAUGCUGACCGGGAAGGAAGAUCGACAAAACGUGUUGCGUGCUAGAGAAUCAGGAAAGGGGGUUCUAACUGCUCCUUUUCGGUUGCUUAAAACAAACCGCCUUGGAGUAAUACUGACAUUUGCUGUCUACAAAAGAGAUCUGCCCUCAAAUGCAACUCCAAAUGAAAGAAUUCAAGCAACUGACGGGUAUCUCGGUGGAAUCUUUCAUAUUGAGUCACUUGUGGAGAAGUUACUUCAACAACUUGCUAGCAAGCAAACCAUCCUUGUGAACGUGUAUGACACUACCAAUCAGUCGCAUCCAAUCAGCAUGUAUGGUUCAAAUGUUUCAGAUGAUGGAUUGCAGCACAUAAGCUCCUUAAGUUUUGGAGAUCCCUUAAGGAACCAUGAGAUGCGGUGCAGGUUCAAACAUAAGCCACCAUGGCCGUGGUUAGCCAUUACAACUUCUUUUGGAAUCCUCGUGAUUGCAUUUCUUGUUGGAUACAUUUUCCAUGCAACUGUAAAUAGGAUUGCCAAAGUGGAGGAUGAUUUCCGUAAGAUGAUGGAGCUCAAGAAACAGGCUGAGGCAGCUGAUGUUGCCAAAUCUCAGUUUCUUGCAACUGUUUCGCACGAGAUCAGAACCCCGAUGAAUGGUGUCCUAGGAAUGUUACAUAUGCUAAUGGACACAAAUCUGGAUGUUACUCAACUAGAUUAUGUCCGAACUGCCCAGGGAAGUGGAAAAGCUCUUGUCUCACUUAUAAAUGAGGUGUUGGACCAGGCAAAGAUUGACUCUGGUAAGCUGGAGCUUGAGGCGUUGCGUUUUGAUCUGCGAGCUAUUCUGGAUGAUGUUUUGUCACUCUUUUCAGGGAAGUCUCAAGAAAAAGGAGUAGAGUUGGCAGUAUACAUCUCAGAUCAGGUUCCUGAUAUGCUUAUUGGUGAUCCCGGAAGGUUUCGGCAGAUUAUCACCAAUCUCAUUGGGAAUUCAAUCAAAUUCACAGAGAAAGGACACAUCUUUGUCACGGUUCAUCUUGUCGAGGAGCUGAUUGGCUCGAUAGAUGUUGAGACUGAAUCAUCAUCGAAGAACACCUUGAGCGGUUUCCCUGUAGCAGAUAGACGCCGCAGUUGGGGAGGAUUUAGGUGUUUUGGUCAAGAUGGAUCGACGAACCAAUUCUCAUCCUCUGACCUCAUCAAUAUUAUUGUAUCUGUUGAGGACACAGGAGUAGGAAUCCCUCUAGAAGCACAAUCUCGUGUUUUCACUCCUUUUAUGCAGGUGGGACCAUCCAUCUCACGUACACAUGGAGGCACAGGAAUUGGGCUAAGCAUAAGCAAGUGUUUGGUUGGCCUCAUGAAAGGGGAAAUCGGGUUUGUGAGCAUUCCCAAGAUUGGUUCCACUUUUACAUUUACUGCUGUUUUCACCAAUGUCAGCUCCAAUUCAAACGAGUUAACAAUCCAGCAAAUGAACAGCCAGUCAAAUGCUGCAUCCUCAGAAUUUAAUGGCAUGACGGCAUUAGUAGUGGACCAAAGACCUGUUAGAGCCAAGAUGUCAAGAUAUCAUAUCCAACGGCUUGGAAUUUGUGUUGAAGUAGUUUCUGAUUUGAAUCAGGGUUUAUCUAGCAUAAUCUCUGGGAAUACCACCAUCAAUAUGGUCCUUGUUGAACAGGAAGUCUGGGACAAAGAUUCGAGCACCUCAGCUCUCUUUGUCAAUAAUUUACGGAAAAUUGAUGGACAGGUUCCUCUAAAACUGUUCAUUCUCACCAAUUCUAUAAGCUCAUGCAGAAUAAGUUCUGCAACUUCAGGUGUCUCUACCCCAACUGUCAUCAUGAAGCCUCUCAGGGCAAGCAUGCUUGCUGCCUCACUACAACGAGCCAUGGGAGUUGGUAACAAGGGAAAUCUCCGGAAUGGGGACCUCCCAAGUUUGUCUCUCCGCAAUCUUCUGCUCGGGAGAAAAAUUCUUAUUAUAGAUGAUAAUAAUGUGAAUCUCAGAGUAGCUGCUGGUGCUUUGAAGAAGUAUGGGGCUGAGGUGGUCUGUGCAGACAGUGGUAAAAAGGCCAUCUCACUGCUUACGCCGCCCCACCAUUUUGAUGCCUGCUUCAUGGAUAUCCAGAUGCCAGAGAUGGACGGGUUUGAAGCUACAAGGAGAAUACGCAACAUGGAAUGCAAUAUCAGUAACCAUAUUCAGCAUGGCGAAGUUUCUGCAGAGGAUUAUGAAAAUAUUCAAGCAUGGCAUGUACCCAUUCUGGCCAUGACUGCAGACGUAAUUCAGGCAACCCAUGAGGAAUGUACAAGGUGCGGAAUGGAUGGAUAUGUUUCAAAACCAUUCGAAGCUGAACAGCUUUAUCGCGAAGUUUCACGUUUUUUCCAAUCUACAACAACUGGGAGCUUGGAGUGAGGACUUGAAUUGAUGAGUUGCAGAUGGCAUAAGCUCAGGCAUCGUUUCUCCAGGACACUGUAAAUGGAUCCAGAAUUUUCCACGGAGAGAACAUGUCUUUUGUCACAGAGAGCGUAUAUCGGAGCCCUGCUCGAUUACUUGGGAUCCAAGUCGGUUUUUCUUUUCCCUUGUAAUUUUUCGAUGGGCCAGAUAUCAAAGCCGGUUCAUUCUCCUUGUACAGUUGAUCCAUCUCAAGAACCGAUGACUUGAAAUCCCGAAUCAUUUGGGGGUGAAAUGGAAGCUCUGGGUUUGGAUUCCGGUUCUGAUUCCGAGUUUAACGAUGGAAGUUUGCAUCGUUGAAGAUAUAUCACACUUUUCUUAGCACCAGUACUAUGUAUAGAUUGAUUUGGCCGUGAGGAGGAACUUCUGGAGCUUAUCCUGGGAAGAUGUUGGAGGAUCCACCAUGUACAUUUGUAGAGUUUGAUCAAAUGUAGGAUUUGACGUCAACUAUACAAUGUUUGGUAAUUUGAGAAAAUCUCAUUAUUUUUUUGUCUGAUUUGUACCUUUCAAAGAAUAUGUUGAAAACAUGCUUAAGAGUUAAAGCCUGAUCAUGUCAUUCGUAGCGGCAUCUUUCAGAGUAUUUAUUUUAGUUCUGUCCAAAAUUAGACAACCUUGUUGAAAAUCUGUCAAUUAUUCUAUCGAAGGGAGGGUUGUUUUGUUUCA